CUAUCUUUUUUUUUCAAAGUCUUCAUCAACUUUUUUUUUUUUGAUAAAGGGCUUAAUCUUCAUCAACUUUCUCGGCCAACCCCGAAAGAACCCUAAAACUUUAGCUUUAACAUUCAAUCUCUCUUGAAAAAAAUGUCCUGAUCUUCAUGCAUUUCCGAGCUGAAAAUCUGUAGGAAGUGUUGUCUCUGAAGAUCCUGGAUCUGCUUCCUUCUCCUCUCUCUCUUAGGAUCUUUCGUUCAGGCGAGAAGCAAUGGGUGCAGGGAGGAAGACAGAGACCUAUAAACAGGAAGACGUCCAAAACCUAUACGGAACCAUGUCUGUAAGGAAACUUCAAAAGGGAGAUCUCUGCGCGGUUAUAUUCGGAUGCAAGUUCAGCACUAUCAAAGAGUGUCUCGCUAAGAACUUGUUUGGUUUACCAGGCCCUCACAUGGCUUACAUCAAGAACAUCGAACCUGGUCUGACGCUGUUCCUUUUCAACUACAGUGAUAGAACACUACACGGAGUCUUUGAAGCUGCGAGCGAAGGAAAGCUGAACAUUGAUCCCAAAGCUUGGUCUCAUAACGGGACUGAUCCAAGUCCGUACCCUGCUCAGGUAAAGGUACGAGUCCGAGCGAAGUGUGAGCCUUUGGUGGAAGAAACGUUUGGACCCGUGAUUGCUGAUAAUUACAAGGAUGAGAAGAUCUUUUGGUUUGAGCUUGACCGUGUUCAGACAAACAAGCUGCUCCGUUUGUUUAAACCAUCGCCAAAUGUAGUAAGGGCACCACCACGACCAUCAACAUCUAAAUAUGUUGUUGCAUCAUCACCAUCAUCAUCUAGAAAGGCUAUUCCGGCUUCUUCUCUUGUGGAGAUAGGUGACUCAGGAGGAGGAGCACCACGUGUUGAUAAGUGGAGCAGUCUUUUCAAAUCUUCAGAGAACAAAGGACAAGACUCAAAAGAUGGAGUUGUCAAUCUUGGAAAGACUAAUGAAUGUGAAGUAGUAGCUCAGAAACAUGUGUCACAAUCUGGUCCAUCUUACUCAUCAGUUCUUAGAAAUGCGAUCAAUAAAUCUUCAGCUAGACACGAAGCUCCAUCUCAAGCAAGUAAAGGAGUUAUGUCCUCGCGCCAAGCUGAAAAUGUUGUAGUGAAUUGGGAUCAACAAAGUUUCCAUCCAACACAAAAUGGGACUUCUGCUGUGGCUAAUAACAUGGUAGGACCAAGCAAGAGAAGAUCUGCUGAGGAUACAUAUUCAGAGAUUGACUGGGAUGCUGCAUCAAACUUUCAAGCCCAUCUGAAAGGACUCAACAUGAUUUUGGAGGAUAAGGAUGGUUACAAUGAGGGUAACACAGGAUUUGCUUCUUCGUCUAUGAUGCACAAUCAUUGGGAAGAUGAUCAGAGGGUGUCUUGGGAAUAUGAGGAAGAGAAUAAUAUAGAUAAAUCAUCUUGUGGUGGGUCCUCGUACGUUACGGCCAUGUCAGGAGACGCAUUUGAGGACGAUGGAGAAGAGAAAGAGAAGCUUUGUAUGGAUGUCUUGAGUGAGAUAUGGGCGGAAGUUAAAGAUAUGAAGCAAACUCAGAUGAAACAAGCCGAGUAUAUGAUCUCGUUGCAGAUGGAGCUGCUUGAGACAAGAAAAGAGAUACUUCGACUGAAAGGGCUAUAUGGAAGUUCAUAAGCAUAUAGUAGCAAGGAGUGAAAGAAACAAAACUCAUGGAGUUUGCAAACUCCCUCUACCUUAUGAUAAAACUGAAAUGGAAAAAAAAAAGAAGUUUGAAUUAUUUUGGGUGCAAAACCAUGUUUUCGUGUGUUGAAGCUUGUCGUUGACUCUCUCGUUGUGAAUUCUCUGACUUGGUGUGCUUUCAGUUUCGAACUAUCGAGUAAUGUAUUGCUAAAAGCUUAUUAGCGGUUGGACUUGACCUUUU
Molecule: messenger RNA, 1895 nt
Organism: Raphanus sativus (radish)
Lineage: Eukaryota; Viridiplantae; Streptophyta; Magnoliopsida; Brassicales; Brassicaceae
Exons: 5
Coding region: 251-1648 (465 amino acids)
Biological process (GO): response to endoplasmic reticulum stress
Source: RefSeq, a predicted model, not a curated record